AUGCCUGAUGUCUUGAACCUUUACUAUGUAGGCACCAGCAAGUUCUUAAUUUUCGAACAGAGUGCUUCGUGUCGCAACCUCGCCAUGGCCUUCCGUUACGCCGAUACUCUCGAGAAAUAUAACUGGAUUGGUGGUGGACUGGACGCUUAUAUCUUCCAUGUUACUCCAACCAUCGUUGUGAAGACUGUUCGUCGCGACCGAACCCCUGAAGAGGAGGCUGCGAAGCAUCCUUUCCUCAACGAGAUUGCCUUUUUCAAACGCCUUGAUGGGUGUCAGGAUCGAUGUUCAAAUAUCAUUGAAUGUUUCCUCAUGCUACCGGACCAUAUCUUUCUAUCAUAUUGCACGCAUCAAGCAAUCGCUCUUCGCUUCUACGAACGCCAGGAGCGUGAGGUAGCGGUUAAUGGUAUUCAUGGGUGUUUAAUUAGAGUAAAGGAAUACGAAGAUCCGGCCCUUAUAGCUCGAUGGAUACGACAACUUACCUGUGCUCUUGAAUAUGUUGAGAAAAUGGGCUUUUGUCAUAAUGACCUACAUGCGGGCAACUAUCUCCUUGACGAGAACUUCAACCUAAAGCUGACUGAUUUUGGCCGUGCCACUACCAUUGGGCAGCUACUUGAGGGUACCUUGCCUCCACGGGCCCGACCAAUACUUGCUGGACCAUUAAAAGGCACUUACGGACUCUGUUCUGCUCGGACUGAACAGUUUGCAGUUGGAACACUUCUAUACUUUAUGGUAUAUGGCCAUGAGCCCUAUGAUGAUGUGGUCCUUAGUGCCGCCGAAUGGGAUCGUCGAUUUUGGGAAAUGGAAUUCCCAGAACUUAACCGUCAUGACGUUUUUGAUGGUCUUAUCUCGGCUUGUUGGUAUAAUGUUUACCCCACAAUGGUCCUGGUAGCGUACGAUUUCAAGCGCAAGACAAAGGAUAUUGUCUUGAAUGCAGAAAAUGUUUUUAUUGACUCUUUAAAGGAGAAAAGAACCUGUGAAGCAUUGAUUCGCAGAGGCUUACUGGGACCCGAAUUGGCUCUCAGUUUUCAACCAGUCUGGCGAAAAUAUGUGCAUGCUAUCGCAAAGAGAAGUAUAUCUAUUUGGCAAUGCUUGCUAAACAAAAGAUUCCUGGCCUGUCAUGUUUGCUUGUCUAUUUUUGUAUUAUGCGGCGCCGCAAGAGCCAUAAAAUUCGGCAGAAUGGUCACGAUGAUUCCAAGUUUCAAGUUGGGUGUGAAGCCAUUCGCCGGGUGGCCUCUACUCUAA
Molecule: messenger RNA, 1242 nt
Organism: Microsporum canis CBS 113480
Lineage: Eukaryota; Fungi; Ascomycota; Eurotiomycetes; Onygenales; Arthrodermataceae
Product: protein kinase domain-containing protein
Exons: 2
Coding region: 1-1242 (413 amino acids)
Biological process (GO): protein phosphorylation; intracellular signal transduction
Molecular function (GO): protein serine/threonine kinase activity; ATP binding
Source: RefSeq, a predicted model, not a curated record